AAAAUUGUCCCUCAGUCUCAGUCAACGUUUGUGUUUAGUAUGUACUGUACACAUAGCCGCCUCUUUGUUGAAUUCUUCCUCUUUAUCUGAAAAAAGCUCCGAGAUCUUGAGCCUCUCUUCAUCAUCCUGAUUAAUGGAUUCUUAUUUAUCCCUUACCAAUCUUGCUGCUGCUGCAAUCAGCUUCUACGCCCUUUUUGGUUCAAUAUUUUUCACCAGAAAAUCUUCCACAUCUCAUCAUCACGAAAACAACAAAACACUGCCUUCUUCUUCUUUGACUCUUUUGGCUCCAACGUCGUCUUCUUCUUCUUCGCCUCCCAAUUGUAAACACCACGUCUUCCCAAGCUUCCACGGGGCAGAUGUCCGCACGAACUUUCUCAGCCACGUUGUCAAAGAGCUCAAGAGCAAAGGAAUCGACCUAUUCAUUGACAAUGAUAUACAGAGAAGUAAGUCCAUCGGUCCUGAGCUCGUAGAAGCUAUUAGAGGAUCGAGGAUUGCUAUUGUCUUGCUCUCCAAGAACUACGCCUCUUCCACAUGGUGCCUGAACGAGCUUGUGGAGAUCAUCAAAUGCAGAGACGAACUGGGUCAAACAGUGAUGUCUCUUUUCUACCAAGUGGAUCCAACUGAUGUAAAGAAGCAGACUGGUGAUUUCGGAAAAGUCUUUAAAAAAACUUGUAGAGGAAAAACAGAGGAGGAUAUCAGAAGAUGGAAACGUGCUUUGACGGAAGUGGCUCAAAUCGCAGGUUACCAUUCAUCAAGCGGGAAGAAUGAAGCAGAGAUGAUUGAAGAUAUUGCCACUGAUGUUUCCAACAAUUUGAACCUUUCCGCACCAUGCACUGAUUUCGACGGCUUAGUUGGGAUGGAAUCUAAGAUGACAGAAAUGAGAUCAUUGUUACAGCUAGAUUCCGAUGAGGUGAGAAUAGUAGGGAUCUUGGGUCCGUCUGGGAUUGGUAAGACCACCAUUGCUAGAUCUCUAUUCAGCCGUCAUUCCCAAGAUUUCCAACUGAGCGUCUUUAUAGAUAAUAUCAAAAGAAACUAUGCCGUACCAACUUGCUCUGAUGACUACAGUGUGAAGUUGAAUUUGCAAAAACAUUUUAUGUCUCAACUAACCAAUGAGACAGAUAUCAAGAAUUUUUCACAUUUGGGAGUCAUCAAAGACAGGCUGAAAGACAAGAAAGUUCUUGUGGUUCUUGAUGAUGUGGAUCGGUCAGUACAACUAGAAGCCAUGGCGAAAGAGACUAGUUGGUUUGGUCCUGGGAGUCGGAUCAUAAUCACAACACAAGAUCGAAAGGUUCUAAAAGCAAGUGGGAUCGAGCAUAUACACAAGGUGGAUUUACCAUCACAUGAUGAAGCUCUUCAAAUGUUCUGCAUGUACGCUUUCGAUCAGAAAUACCCAAAGGAUGGUUUCCAGGAGCUUGCUUGGAAAGUUAGGGAUCUUGUAGGUAGACUUCCUUUGGGGUUAAAGGUUAUGGGCUCCUAUUUUCGGGGAAUGUCCGAGCAGGACUGGAUAGAGGCACUACCAAGGUUAAGGACUCACCUUGACCGAGAUAGAGAAAUUUCGAGCAUUUUAAAGUUUAGCUAUGAUGCUUUACAUGAUGAAGAUAAAAGUUUAUUUCUUCAUAUAGCCUGCUUCUUCAAUAAUGAACCAGUUGAUAUAGUGGGUGGCUGUCUAGCAAAAUGUUUUUUGGAUGUGAUACAAGGGAUUUGCGUUUUAGUCGAAAAAUCACUCAUAUCUAUUGAAGAAGAAAGGAUAGAGAUGUCUAAGUUGCUAGUCCAACUAGGAAGACAAAUUGUGCAAAAUGAAUUUGUAAGUGAACCUGGAAAACGCCGGUUUUUGAAUGAUGCAAGCGAUAUUGGUGAAGUACUUAAUGAUGAUGAUAACGCUGGUAAGAGCAGUGUCAUAGGAAUAAAUCUUGAUGAGGGUGAUGAAAUAACAUGGACAAGUGAAAGAGCCUUUGAAAGAUUGUGUAAUCUUCAAUUCUUAAGAAUACUUGGCAAAUGCGUCAAUCCCCAAUCCAUGAACUACUUAUCCCACAAACUUAGAGUACUAAUUUGGCGGAAUUUCAAAAUGACAUGUUUUCCUUCAAGUUUUAAUCCAAAGUUCCUAGUCAAACUAGAGAUGCAUUCUAGCAAGCUUGUGAAAUUUUGGGAAGGGAUCAAACCGCUCAACAAUCUCAAGUGGAUGGAUAUGACUGAUUCAAGGAAGUUGGAAGAGCUUCCUGAUCUUUCAACUGCCACUAAUCUUCAUGACUUGAACCUCUCAGACUGCGAAAGGCUGGUGGAACUUCCAUCUUCUAUCGGAAGUGCAGAGAAUCUCCACCAACUGAAUUUUCACAAUUGCAUGAAUCUGGUGAAACUCCCUUCCUCUAUUGGAAAUGCAGUUAAUCUCCGAAACUUGAAUCUCGAGUAUUGUUCAAGACUUGUGGAGCUCCCUUCCUCUAUUUGGAACCUCGUUAAUCUUAAACUACUGAAUCUAGCUUAUUGCUCAAGUCUGGUGGAGCUCCCUUCCUGUAUCGACCGCUCAGAUGUAUUGCAAAGUGAUCAUCAUGAGAGUUCCACAGACAUUCAAGAGCUAGUAGAUCCAUGGAUAGGGAGAAUAUCUCAUCUAAGUACUCUUCUACUAAGGGGAAUGGAGAAGCUGGUAUCACUCCCACCGCUUCCGGAAUCGGUAUUGGACCUAUAUGCAGAAGAGUGCGAGUCCCUGGAGAGACUAGAUUGCUCCUUUCGCAAUCCAGAUAUUAGUCUCUUCUUCAUCAACUGCUGCAAACUAAAUCAAGAAGCCAGAGAUCUCAUCAUCCGAAGUGGUAAAUUUUCAGUGUUUCCCGCUGAAGAAGUCCCUCCGUGCUUCACUUACCGAUCUUAUGGGAGUUCAGUAACUGUGAAGUUGAAUCAAAUGCAUGUCGGCAAAUCAACCAAAUUUAAGGUUGGGGUGAUAUGUGAUAUUGACGUAAACGAGUUUGGAGAAACGAAACAAGAAGAUAUCCUUUGUCGCGUCAAGUCCGGGGAGAAGGCUAUCACCGAUUAUUAUAGACCAGGGAGACGAGUUUAUCCGGGGCAUCUGUACAAAUACGAGAUUGAGGUUGAAACAGAGCAUGUGGCUUCUUCCACCGAGCUUGUUUUUGAGUUCGAGAUUGACUAUGCAAAUGAUUGUGGAGAAGAUGUGACGUGGGAGAUAAAAUCAUGCGGGAUACUCCAACUCCUGGACGUCCCUUUAUUGAGCUUCAGAGAUGGCGAUGAAGAUUUUUGAACCUACUUCAGAUACUGAGAUCUGGAACAAACCUUGACACCCAAGUAAGUCAGGAAAAGCAAAACUCUCAAACCAAUAAUCGAUACAGAGCAUCAAAGUUUCAAACUAGUCAAUGACAGACGGAAAGGUAGCUUUAAUAUCACAUUAGAAAAACACUGAAACAAUUCCUAAACUAGAAAACAAAGCCUCAAAUUGCAUUAUCAUCAUUCAAUUGUAUUCUCUCCAUUUUUUGAGAAACUAUUGCAGUUAGUGAACAUGCCAUCUAGCAAGACUAA
Raphanus sativus (radish) is the source of this 3519-nucleotide messenger RNA. RefSeq names its product disease resistance protein TAO1. The transcript has 4 exons. Gene Ontology annotation, biological process: defense response; signal transduction. Gene Ontology annotation, molecular function: ATP hydrolysis activity; ADP binding. The record is from RefSeq and is a predicted model, not a curated record. Bases 134 to 3244 code for a protein of 1036 amino acids. NCBI's taxonomy places the organism in Eukaryota, Viridiplantae, Streptophyta, Magnoliopsida, Brassicales, Brassicaceae.